This is a messenger RNA of Pezoporus flaviventris, 2524 nucleotides long. RefSeq names its product taste receptor type 2 member 40-like. The transcript has a single exon. Lineage: Eukaryota; Metazoa; Chordata; Aves; Psittaciformes; Psittacidae. Gene Ontology annotation, molecular function: G protein-coupled receptor activity; bitter taste receptor activity. The coding region runs from base 1103 to 2053 and encodes 316 amino acids. The record is from RefSeq and is a predicted model, not a curated record. Gene Ontology annotation, cellular component: membrane. Gene Ontology annotation, biological process: detection of chemical stimulus involved in sensory perception of bitter taste; sensory perception of taste; G protein-coupled receptor signaling pathway.
AUGAGCAGCUGAAUGUAUUGCCAAAUUUAUGAUGAAGAUUUUGGGCUUCCUACACAUUUCUAAUGUUUAAAGAGCAGCUCCUACAUUUAUAUCCCCCAGAAAACAAGUGCAUCAUUCUGAAGCGAGAAAAUGCUGGUGGUUUAUUUCACGUAGCUGUAUAGCCAUUUGUUGGGUCUAAUAUUUUUCCUGAUUACACCAGCCAAGAUCUAGUUUGUAGCUGUGGUCCCAAUGUGCAGGGUCCAAUGUACAGGGCCCUGUACAAACUCAAAGUCUAUUGGCAGUCCAUGCUCUACAGAGCUUGACACACUUUUCCCGUUAAAGACCCACAGUUUCCAGGACUUAAAUUUGUUUGGAAGCUUGGGAAUAUUUCAGUGUGGCAGGAACCCAGCAUGGACCCGUCCCUGAAGCUCUUUACAUUGCUAGCAGGUGUGUUUUGAACCUGUGCACAGGACUCAUAUUUAUUUUUGCCCUUUUCCUUUAUAUGCUUCAACUUCAAACUUUAAGAGAAAGUCCUGCUUUUCUUUCAAUGUCCUCCCCCUACCAAGCGGCUUUUCACUUAAAAUUGAGGCAUUACCAUUAGGAAAGCUAAAAUAGAUCUCAGUGCCUCUAGAGGAUCAAAAUGAACUCCAGUUUCCAGCAUCUUGGUUGAAUUUUACAUCUCCUGGUCUCUCAGAUGAAAGAGUGACUUCCCUGCCUGUGUUUUCCUGAGCGCACCCCUCCACAUGAGCAUCACAAGUGACAAAGGGACAGAAGAACACAGAUCAUGAAUCUUGACAGUGAUCAAACAUGGGACAGUCACUAAAUCACAACAUUGCCCAUUGCAGAAAAACAUCUACAUUGUUUGUGCUAUCCAGCACAGCUCUUGUGAACCGAAAUUCAAAUACUGAAGACUGACACUGAUACCAGGUAAGGGAAUACGCAGCACAUUUACAUUCCUGCACCUGCCCUGCUCUGAACAGGAGCAGCACCAAAAUCCCAGCCUUCUUCCCUGCUCUAUAAAGCUCCCUCACAUGACACUCAUAGAACAGCAGUUGCUAACCUGCGUUAAGCAUUGGUGCAACAACCUACUCUUCCAGCGGAGUGUCACCAUCCAUCUUGGAGGAUGAAUUUGUGCUACUCUCAAGAAGAAUUCAAUGUCACUUCAUAUGAUACCCUGGCUAUUGUCAUCAUCACAUUUCAGGCACUUGCUGGCACGUGGAUAAAUGCUUUCAUCAUUUCUGUGAUUUGUAUUUCUUGGGUCAAAAAGAAAAGCUUUAACUCUAAUGAGAAGGUCAUGCUGUUUCUAGGAUGCUCCAGGUUUGCGUAUUUGAUCGUCACAUGGGUGUAUUGCCUUCUCGCAAUACUUUAUCCCACAUACUUUUAUGUUCACCCCAUACCGCAAGUAGUUGUAGCUGUUCAAAGCUUUUUAAACUCUUCCAACUUGUGGGUUUCUGCCUGUCUGUGUGUUUUUUAUUGCGUAAAAGUUGCCAAUUUCAGGUACACCUUCUUCCUGUACCUGAAAGUGAAAAUUGACAGGAUUGUGCCAUGGCUGUUGCUGGCUUCAGUGCUUUUAUCUCUGGUCAUCUGCAUCACUGUCUACUACGUCACUGAUAAGGCAAAAUGUGUCCACCCCAAUUCCACUGCCCUAGAAAACUUCUGGAAAAUGGAUGUCAGAAUGAGUGAAGAAUUUUUUCCUGUUUUUCUUAUCAGCGGCUUUGGAUUUGCCACUGCAUUCAUGGCAGUCAUCUUUUCUGUCCUACUCAUCUUUUCUCUCUGGAGACAAAAACGCAAGAUGCAGAACAACUCAAUGAAGGAACUCAAUAUGGACGCCUAUAUCAAAGCCAUAAAAUCUAUUCUGUCCAUCUUCAUUAUUUACAGCUUUAAUUUUAUAUGUUUGAUCUUGACACUGAUUUAUGCCACAAAGAAGGAAAAUACUGUGUCAUUUCUCAUUUUCAUAUUCCAGUAUGCUUUUCCAUCUCUUCAUUCCCUUACUCUGAUUUUCAGCAAUCCCAAACUGGAAAAUGCACUGCUAAGGACUCUACCCUGUGUGAAGUGCAAGGUUUGCAAGAAGUAGGAACUGUAAUAAAAGCUGAAGCCCAUUAAAAAUGUUGAUAUUUUGUUAUAAAACCCAAGUAAUUUAAUCUCUAAUGCAACUCUCCAGUCAGUGUAGAUGAUACAGAUGUUCUACCUUCACUAUCUAAGUUAAGAAAGCUUCAUUACAAUUCUUUCAAUUAUUCUGAGUUAAAUAAGUUACUAUUAUCAUUUAUACAAUUCGUUGUGUAAGUUAUUGUCAAAGUAAAUCAGACCUGGUACAUGGGCUAGAUGCAAAAGUGGAAUAACACUACUGCAAACCUCCUAAAAAUUUGGUAUCUGCUGAUUGAAACUACUGAACUAAACAUGUUUAUAUCUAUUUGUUGUUUUACAUUUAUUUCUGCUUUCACAGUCCAUAAUAAUAUGAGCUGUAUCACUAUCAUGCAUUGGUUUAUAGCACAAGCGUGAAUAUGUUGAUCACUAUUACUCACCAGAGGUGCUAACUGGCUUUAGC